ACCUCAUUCCCUCUUAGCGUCCCACUCAUCUAAAGCCAUGCUCUCUCUCCCUCACUCCCUCCUUCUCCUCCUCUCCGUCCAUCUCUCCGUCCAGCAGUUCCCGCGUCCCUGCACCACUCCAGAGGCUCUGACAUCUCGGCUCUGCUGCCCACAGUGGCCGGGUGAUGGCUCCGCCUGUGGUGCCCGCUCCGGCCGUGGCUUCUGCCAACAAGUCACGGUUUCUGACCUUCCGGAUGGUCCUCAGUACCCUCACUCUGGAAUGGACGACCGGGAGCGCUGGCCGCUGGCGUUUUACAAUUGGACCUGCCAGUGUGCUGGGAACUUCAUGGGCUAUGACUGCAGUGAGUGUAAGUUUGGCUACUUCGGUCCGACCUGCGCUGAAAGGCGGGAAUCGGUGCGCAGGAACAUCUUCAGCUUAUCAGUUACAGAAAGGCAGCGGUUCAUUUCUUACCUGAAUUUGGCAAAGAACACCAUCAGCUCAGAUUACGUAAUUGCAACAGCAACAAGAGCCCAAAUGGACGGCGCUAAUGGUACCGUUACUCCCAUGUUCUCAAAUGUCAGCGUUUAUGACCUCUUCGUGUGGAUGCACUACUAUGUGUCCAGGGACACGCUGCUAGGUGGGCCAGGAAACAUUUGGCAGGACGUCGAUUUUGCCCAUGAAGCAGCCGCCUUCCUGCCCUGGCACCGAGUCUUCCUGCUCUUUUGGGAGCAUGAGAUACGCAAGCUGACCGGAGAUUUCAACUUCACAAUCCCUUACUGGGACUGGCGCGAUGCCACAGACUGCCAGGUGUGUACAGAUGAGCUGAUGGGGGCACAAAGCCCGCUAGACCCAAACCUCAUCAGCCCAGCCUCUGUCUUCUCUUCAUGGAAGGUGAUCUGUACUCUGCCUGAGAUCUACAAUGCUCGGGAGACUGUGUGUGAUGGAGCAGGUGAGGGUCCGCUGCUCCGUAACCCAGGCAACCAUGACCCAAACCGGGUCCGUCGCCUGCCAACCUCUGCUGACGUGGAGUUUGUUCUGGGUCUGACCGAUUAUGAGACUGGGUCAUUGGACCGGCGCGCUAACAUGAGCUUCAGGAACACACUGGAGGGUUUUGCGAGCCCAGAGACAGGGAUGGCAGUGCCAGGUCAGAGCACAAUGCACAACGCCCUGCAUGUGUUUAUGAAUGGCUCCAUGUCUUCAGUACAGGGAUCAGCUAACGACCCCAUAUUCCUCCUGCACCAUGCUUUCAUAGACAGUAUAUUUGAGCGCUGGCUGAGGAAGCAUCAACCCCCCCGCACUCUCUAUCCAGAAAGCAAAGCUCCCAUUGGACACAACGACGGAUACUACAUGGUGCCUUUCAUUCCCCUCUACAGGAAUGGCGACUACUUCCUGGGAACAAAAGUUUUGGGAUAUGAAUACGCCUACCUACUGGACCCCAGUCAGCGGUUCAUGCAGGAGUUUCUGACUCCAUACCUGCAGCAUGUGCAGCAGAUCUGGCCAUGGUUGGUGGGGGCCGGCGUGCUGGGGGCUGUCCUCGCAGCCAUCAUCACCACCCUCAUCAUCUUCACCUGCUACAGAGGAGCGAAGAACCAGAAACGAUCACCCUAUGGAGAGAGACAGCCACUACUGCACAGCAGUGACGAGGAGGCUACAGCGUCAUACCAGACUACACUGUGAACACACACACAGGUGUAUAUCAGGGAGGUCAGUCAGAGCUGCAGGACGCCAAGCUGCUCUCCACCAGCCUGUCCAGAAGAGGUUACAACACCUCCUGUAGGCCAAAAAAGAGCAGAGAGCCCACCCACCUGAAUCCCCCAAACUCCAUGCAGCCAACAAGAGCAAAAGACUGGUGCUUUCAUUGCAUUGAUCGCUGUACUGUACAUCAAUCUCAUUUAUUCUGUUCUGGAGUUAAAUGGACGUUUAUAAAAUGAAUUAAAUCAUAUUAAUAUAUCUUGAUUAAAUGUAUAUGUGUGUAUAUGUAAGUCUUUAUUUAAACAGAAGAUAAACACAUUAAAAAGCAUCAGAAAACAGAUUAUUCCAAAACAGAACAUGGUUGUUUGGCCCUCUGAGGUCAUUC
Pygocentrus nattereri (red-bellied piranha) is the source of this 2057-nucleotide messenger RNA. RefSeq names its product tyrosinase (gene tyr). The transcript is spliced from 5 exons. Gene Ontology annotation, biological process: pigmentation; melanin biosynthetic process. Bases 38 to 1657 code for a protein of 539 amino acids. NCBI's taxonomy places the organism in Eukaryota, Metazoa, Chordata, Actinopteri, Characiformes, Serrasalmidae. Gene Ontology annotation, molecular function: tyrosinase activity. The record is from RefSeq and is a predicted model, not a curated record.